AUGGAUGAAAAUGUUGUGAAUAUAAAAAGAGCUAAAAUAGAGGAUGAGUCAUGUGAAGAAAAGAAAAGUUAUCGUGAAGCAUUUACUCCUGAACAUAAAUUAAAUAGAUAUGGUACAAAAUUUCAUCUUAUUAUUGGUGUAACAGGAUCAGUAGCUACAAUUAAAUUAAAAGAACUUAUAGAUGAGUUGUACUUAAAGUGUUCUGAAGAUCGAUUAGCUAUUAAAAUAGUUACAACUAAAGGGGCAUUGCACUUUUUCGAUCCAUCUAUGAUCUCUGAAAUUGUCUAUGAAGAUAGAGAUGAAUGGGGAAUGUGGAAGGGACGUGGUGAUCCAGUACUUCAUAUUGAGCUUCGUAAAUGGGCUGACGCAUUAUUAAUUGCUCCAUUGGAUGCAAAUACUAUGGCUAAAAUAGCAAAUGGAAUUUGUGAUAAUUUACUUACAUCUCUUGUCAGGGCAUGGGAUAAUAAUAAGCCAUUAUUUUUUGCUCCAGCAAUGAAUACAUGUAUGUGGGAGAGUAUGUUAACUGUACAACAUUUAAAAGUAUUAAAAGAUUUAAUGAGAUGGAAAGAAAUUCCACCAAUACAAAAAGAAUUAAUGUGUGGUGAUAAAGGAUAUGGAGCUAUGGCUUCUGUACAAAUGAUUGCUUCAAUUAUAGCUGUAGAUGUGAAAAAUAGGUUUGCUGUAUAUUCGGUAUCAUCUGAAAAUGUAAUGAUUGAUGAUGUGUAUAGUUGA
Strongyloides ratti is the source of this 732-nucleotide messenger RNA. RefSeq names its product Phosphopantothenoylcysteine decarboxylase. Gene Ontology annotation, molecular function: FMN binding; phosphopantothenoylcysteine decarboxylase activity. The record is from RefSeq and is a predicted model, not a curated record. The coding region runs from base 1 to 732 and encodes 243 amino acids. Gene Ontology annotation, biological process: coenzyme A biosynthetic process. The transcript is spliced from 4 exons. Lineage: Eukaryota; Metazoa; Nematoda; Chromadorea; Rhabditida; Strongyloididae. Gene Ontology annotation, cellular component: phosphopantothenoylcysteine decarboxylase complex.